AUGGCUCAAUAUCAACUAAUCACCACUACGCCAGACGACUACAAGACAGCGCCGUACAUCCGUCCAUUCCUCCUCUUCUGGCUCAGCUAUCUUUUCAUCGAAGCCAUUUCCCUCGCCGCCGGUAUUUUCAGCAUGACUGGCACGCGCGACCUUUUGUACAAGGUUAUGUGGACGUUUGUGUUCUGCCCCCUGGGGAUGGGUGGAACUAUGGGCGACCUGAUAAACUCCUUCAUUGUGGACCACUACUACGAAAAGAAGGCUGCUCAUUUCACUGGAAUCUUGACGUUACACUUGGGAUGGUUCGGGGCCUCGGACCAUCCUAUAUGGUUCCACUGGCGGUAUCCAGCACUUUGGGUGAUCGGUUAUAUGAAUGGACUGCUUUUGUUCACAGAUGAGGAACAGGCGAGACUAGCUAGGAUGAAACUAUAG
Messenger RNA from Aspergillus oryzae RIB40, 429 nucleotides. RefSeq lists its product as uncharacterized. Bases 1 to 429 code for a protein of 142 amino acids. The record is from RefSeq and is a predicted model, not a curated record. The transcript has 2 exons. Lineage: Eukaryota; Fungi; Ascomycota; Eurotiomycetes; Eurotiales; Aspergillaceae.